CACGUGCGGUUGGGUAAUACCACUUGUAAAGUAUUGACUUGUAAACAAGGGUAAGCAAAGGAAGCGCCGGCUUUGUUAAUUGGACCCACCUGCAGUCAGACGGUAAUACAAUUGCCAUAUCAUAAACAAACGAACGUAAACAAGUGGCGGACGUUUGUGUGAGCUUCACUCUCGUCGGAUGACGGCGGACCUGAGUGUAAGCUGUUCGGGCAUAAAAAAGGGUUGUGAUUGGUCGGAAGUUCCCGUUCCAAAAUCCCUUAAAUUGCGGGCUGAACGAGAGGGAAAGAGAGAAGGGCAAGAGACUGAUACACGGUUGUCUCAGGCACUUGGGAAGCCCGCUGAGCGUAAAGAGAGAGUGUUCUCCUCUGUUAAUCUUAUCAGGGACGGGUUAGUGCUGAGACCGGACCGACCGUGCAGUUGAGCCGACUCCAAAAGCUGACUGAGGUCUCCCCCAAGAGUAUUAGUUUCCAGACGCCAAUCUGGCACGUGAAUUCAUCACCCAUGAUCUUCCUGUACAUAUACUAUGUUUAUAACUUGUACAAUUGUAAAUAAACUAUAUAUAUAUUCAAUUUGAGUGUGGAGGUGUACUUUCCGACGAACCUGAUUCACCGCAUUGAGUUGUGAUACACAAGAAACCAACCCAACGAGGCGGAGUUGGGAAGGAACAUUUUCAAUAAGAUCUUCACUGGCGCAGUCUUCGGCAGGAUAGUCUUGCAACUCUUCAGGAGAUUCUCGCAAGAAGACAGGGAAGUACUGAGCCCACAUUCAAGGACUUAAGAAGAAAGAAAACAGCGCAGGACACUUACAAAAGGAAGAGCAGCCGGAAAUCGAGGCGGAACGCAGCUAUUGGUAAGUUGUUCUUAAUUAUUCGUAUUCAGAAUGCCGGGACGCGGAAGGACUCAAGGGUCAAAAAAGGGAAUGUCGUGUUCCAAGGAUCUGGGAGGUCGGACUGGUUUUAGUCAAUCCCAGGAAAUGGAUACGGAGUCGGAAAGGGAAAUCUUAGAGGUCGAGGUCAUGGAUAACCAGAAUAAAAUAGAGGGACAGAUAGAGUCAGACAAUGUAGAGAAAUUACGCCUACGAAUUAGGCUAGCUGAAAUAGAAUCUAAAAACAAGGAAAUGGACGUUAGAAAAAGUGAAAUUGAGAUGGAAAUUAGAAAAAGCGAAAUAGAAUUAGAAAGAGAUUGGUUACGAAAUGACUCCAGGGCUAGUAAUAACUCUGAGCUAGGGGGUAACUUGGAUAGUCUAGCUAGGAAAAUCAGAUGGGCUUUACCCAAAAUGCCGGACAAGGAGGCGGAAGUACCUUCAUGGUUCCGUGCUGUGGAAGUUGUAUUACAAACAUACGACGUACCGGAAGAGCUUCAGGGACAAUUAGUUUUAACGGUAUUAUCUGAGAAAUGCAAAACAGCUUUAAGUAGACUCACGGCAAAUGAAAUCAGAGACUACGAAACUUUAAAACAAUUCGUGCUGGACGAAUUAAAGUUGUCUGCUGCAGAGUACCUUAAGGAGUUCACUUCCUCCGAAAAGGGAAGUAGGGAAACAUGGCCCCAAUUCGCGGCUAGGAUGGAAGACCUUUAUCGGUACUAUUUGAAUAGUAGAGGCGUAGAUUCCUUCGAAAGAUUGACGAAGCUAGUUGUUUCUGAUCAUCUUAAGACUAAGCUAGAUGCCGACACUAGGUCUUAUGUUUUGUUGCAAGAGGGUAAGGGUUGGUUCCCGCCGGAUGAGAUAGCCAGAUACGCUGAGAAGCACGUGGAGGCUGUAGGAAAGGGAGAAUUUAGAUGUAAAUCUGAGAGAGGUAAAAAAGUACCGUACCGCGACCGGUAUACGGAAGCGAGAACCACCGAGAAACCGGUAGAGGCGACUGCGAACAAUAGGGAAGAGAGGGAGUCUAAAAUCAAAUGCUUCACAUGCGGCUUAGUGGGACAUUUUAGCAGAAAUUGCCCUCGGAGGCGUAUUAAGGAAGAAAGGUCGAAACCCAAGGCAACGCGAGCAGUUAAAGUAGACGAAACUGUAAGACCCAGCGACCAGCUAAUCGCCAGAGUGAAUAUUGAUGAGGACGCAAUCAAUGAGAACAUACCUGCUAGCGCUAGCAAAAACGUUGAGCUUGCUUGUCAGGAUCGUCAGUUUUCUGCGAUAGUGGAUACCGGAGCAGAAAUAACGGUAAUCAGGAAGGCUCUGAUACCCGAUCACAUGUCUCGUGCUGCGGGAAAGAUAAGGCUGAUCGGUGCGUUCGGACAACAGGUAACUGCGGCCUUGGUUACCAUUCCUGUCAGCUUGAAAAGACGGUCGGACAGAAAAGAAGCAGAUUAUACCCCAGUUCUAAUAACUUGCGCCCUAACUGAUGAGCUUAGCGGUACCACGGAUGCAUUAAUUUCCGCAGCCGAUUAUUGCUCUUUGGAGGAGGCUAAGCGGGCUGAGACGNCGGUAUUAUCUGAGAAAUGCAAAACAGCUUUAAGUAGAGUCACGGCAAAUGAAAUCAGAGACUACGAAACUUUAAAACAAUUCAUGCUGGACGAAUUAAAGUUGUCUGCUGCAGAGUACCUUAAGGAGUUCACUUCCUCCGAAAAGGGAAGUAGGGAAACAUGGCCCCAAUUCGCGGCUAGGAUGGAAGACCUUUAUCGGUACUAUUUGAAUAGUAGAGGCGUAGAUUCCUUCGAAAGAUUGACGAAGCUAGUUGUUUCUGAUCAUCUUAAGACUAAGCUAGAUGCCGACACUAGGUCUUAUGUUUUGUUGCAAGAGGGUAAGGGUUGGUUCCCGCCGGAUGAGAUAGCCAGAUACGCUGAGAAGCACGUGGAGGCUGUAGGAAAGGGAGAAUUUAGAUGUAAAUCUGAGAGAGGUAAAAAAGUACCGUACCGCGACCGGUAUACGGAAGCGAGAACCACCGAAAAACCGGUAGAGGCGACCGCGAACAAUAGAGAAGAGAGGGAGUCUAAAAUCAAAUGCUUCACAUGCGGCUUAGUGGGACAUUUUAGCAGAAAUUGCCCUCGGAGGCGUAUUAAGGAAGAAAGGUCGAAACCCAAGGCAACGCGAGCAGUUAAAGUAGACGAAACUGUAAGACCCAGCGACCAGCUAAUCGCCAGAGUGAAUAUUGAUGAGGACGCAAUCAAUGAGAACAUACCUGCUAGCGCUAGCAAAAACGUUGAGCUUGCUUGUCAGGAUCGUCAGUUUUCUGCGAUAGUGGAUACCGGAGCAGAAAUAACGGUAAUCAGGAAGGCUCUGAUACCCGAUCACAUGUCUCGUGCUGCGGGAAAGAUAAGACUGAUCGGUGCGUUCGGACAACAGGUAACUGCGGCCUUGGUUACCAUUCCUGUCAGCUUGAAAAGACGGUCGGACAGAAAAGAAGCAGAUUAUACCCCAGUUCUAAUAACUUGCGCCCUAACUGAUGAGCUUAGCGGUACCACGGAUGCAUUAAUUUCCGCAGCCGAUUAUUGCUCUUUGGAGGAGGCUAAGCGGGCUGAGACGAAUGAACGGUUACAAUCAGUCGUGAAUGAGAUUAUUAUAGAGCGCGAUGCAAGCCCGAUGGCUGACGGUGAGGACAGUAUCGAGAGUUCAGACGUAAGCGACGAAAGCAAACGAUCACUCCAUGAGGCGCAGGUUAGGUUAGGUUAG
Molecule: messenger RNA, 3606 nt
Organism: Centruroides sculpturatus (bark scorpion)
Lineage: Eukaryota; Metazoa; Arthropoda; Arachnida; Scorpiones; Buthidae
Exons: 1
Coding region: 880-3606 (908 amino acids)
Biological process (GO): proteolysis
Molecular function (GO): aspartic-type endopeptidase activity; zinc ion binding; nucleic acid binding
Source: RefSeq, a predicted model, not a curated record